UGCAAUGAACAACACUGCACAGUGAAUUUAAGUGUGAACACUCUCAGUUGCGUGCAUCUGGCUCCAGGAAGCUAUGAGUGGGGUCAGGCUGAUACUCUACAGGCUGCAGCUGACUUCAAUCAAAGACUGAUGACCUGCAGGUGGCAAUCCCACUAAAUGCUGCCAUCUUUGGCCAAGCCUUUAAAAUCAGAGCAAGCUGUGGAGAAGAGCGAGUGUGGGCUUAGGCCAUGUAAGAUGGAGUUCCUUUUGCCUAGUGUGCCAAUGGUGAAAAUCUUCUCCUUUCUGGAUGCCUUCAGCUUGCUCCAAGCUGCCCAAGUGAACAAGAGCUGGAAUGAGGUUGCAAACACUGACUACCUCUGGAGGAAGCUGUGUCAGAAGAGGUGGUUCUUUCCAGACAUGCCUCGAAAGUGCUGGCAUAAACAGACAUGGAAGCAGUACUUCCUUCGCCAAACUAGGCAAGAACACACUAUAUCCCGGGCAAAGCCAGAAGACUUCAUCUACAAAGAAAUGCCCGGGGACUUUGGAGUUCAGGGAUAUGUGAGCUAUCUCUCAAAGGGUGGCUUAACAAUGGACAGAGAAGGAAAAUCGGUGGUCUGUGUGGUGACUUCCAGGACAAAGCUUACUGCCUGGGAUAUUGGAGAGGGUGCUAUGACCUGGUUAAGCCCAGAACAGCCUAUCGAUAUCCUGAAACUGGCUUCCCUCCCGGAGAUGCACCUUGUGAUCACCGUAGAUAAGGAUGCAACCGUCAAAGUGUGGAACUGUCGUGACAGGGAUGCUCUGGCGACUAACAGAAUGUUAUCUCCCUGUCGAUCACUGAAAGCUGUCAUUACAAGGCAUGGUCCAGUGGUCUUGGCUGGUGGCACUUCUGGUGACCUCCACACAUACCGGGUUCCCGACUUACUGCUCAUUUCUACAGUCCAUGCAUUGGAGGCCCCUAUUAACCAGCUCUACUGCUCUCCUCACUUGAAGUGGGUCUUUCUGAAUAAGAAAGAGCCUCGUGUCUUGCCAAAGGUGUUUUUCAUGGACAGCUUGCUGAGGCCAGCAGAAUACCCCACCCCUGUGUUUUGUGUUAUUUCAUUUACAUUAUGCGUCAAAGGCUUCUGGACCCCAAGGAGGGAAGACCGGAUAACGCUGAUGUACCAGAGAGGCGCCCACAGAACUGCGGGAUUUGUUACAUUUGAUAUAGAACUGGAAAAGACAGAGGACAAAAUAAAUGUUGAAGCACGUGUUGUAGCAAGCUUCAAGCUGUCAUGUCACACGCAAAGCCCAGAGUGGAUGGGCGUCAGUGACAAGAGUGUGAUUGUGUGUUCAAGUGGGCCAUCUCUGUUAGUCUACACCAUGACUGGGCUCCAGCUGCAGAGAUUUCAGGACUAUCCGGAAGAGAUCAUGCAAUUACUGGUGAAUCCCAUAUACGUCAUCGUCACAUUUACUGACGGCUGUUUGGAAGUGUACAAGUGGGAGGAAAGAAGUUAUUACCUCACGAAGUGUUACCGCCUGCAAAAUGAGAGCCAUCUGGGGCAACAAAGCAUGAUCCCCAAAACCCUGUGCGAUGACGUGAGCAUAAUCCGAGUGGUGGCAAGAAGGGCGCAGUGCUUUCUGCUGGCGUACGUUAUGAAGCUCUGCUCUUGA
Cricetulus griseus (Chinese hamster) is the source of this 1629-nucleotide messenger RNA. NCBI's taxonomy places the organism in Eukaryota, Metazoa, Chordata, Mammalia, Rodentia, Cricetidae. The record is from RefSeq and is a predicted model, not a curated record.